UCUGAUAAAGCCACUGUCCAUGACCUGCUCAGCAGCAGACACACAGAGUCAGAGACCGGCUGGGGAACACAGCGGAGCGUUUAGUGGCUCCAGAGCCAGAGGUUUCCCUCAGGAGGUGGUGGAGACCAAACCCAGAAAACACAGAGGGAGGACUGGACUUUUACCAGUUAUCAUCCUAUUAUUCUGAGCUGCAGCGAGAGAACAAGAGUGUAAAAGCAGGAAUCCAGUUGAAAAUGAAAGACCUAUGCAGAAAGCAAAGCAGUUACAAUCAUCAUGUUUAACUCUCCCUCUGUUUGUCAGAAGCUCUGUUUUAAAACCAGGUGCAUGGAUAGUCUGGAGCAGAAAAUAAUUCUGUUCCUACUCUCUAUUACUUUGUUUUAAAAUCUUUUGUCCCUGUCAGUCUCCAACCCCAGGUUUUUGUUCCUAGCGGUCGAGGUGUUCAGUAUUUCCUAUGUUACAGCCCCCUCUAGUGGUGAAAUAUGUACUCGCACGUUCUAAGGUCACCUGGUGUGUAGAUGAAAUAUUGGUUUGGAUUAAAUAGGUGCACUUAGUGGCUUCUUUGCUGAAAGUCAGGUGAGAAUAUCACCAUCAGUCUGAUGUCUGUACAAUAAAAUGAAGCCAGGAGUUUGUUGGUGCAGCUUAGCAUGAAGAACAUAUCAUGAAUACAUGAUGUUUGGACAAUCAUGCAGCUGAGUUUUUGUACUGCUCCUGUUCAGUCUCUGCACUGGAUGUACACAAAUAAUCACACCCUGAUAGUCUCUCUCUCUCUCCCACGUGCACACACACACACACACACAUGCUGCUGUGAUACAUACACAUAUUGAGGCCUGUAUAAAGUAGAACACACCCAGGACAAAUAUGAAUAAAUGUUUUCUCAUUCAGACACAUUACUCUCCCAUUGGUGAACGAGUGUAAGUCACAGGUGAGUAACCGCUGUAAGAAUGUGGCAGAUCAGGUUUAGGUCUUCUUCCUUGACUGCUUUGACACAGCUGAGUGAGGAAACUCUGGGAACUACAAUCAAUCAGUCACCGUCGUUCUGCUCUGACCCCGUGGAGCUUAUUUUCUAAAGGAUCACUUUUUAUCCAUCUGCAGCUUCUUGUCUUUCUUUGGAUUCUUUGCUGCACCUCCUGCUGCGUGCGUUUGUGUCUGAUUAUUGGCAGCCUGUUUGGACUGUGAAUGAGGAAACCUGGAUCACAAUGGCGGUGAACCUGAGCAAGAACGGUGCUGCACUGAUGGCUGCUUAUAAAGAAGUGGUGGACGGAAAGUCGGGCACAAACUGGGCGCUGUUUACUUACGAAGGGAACAGUAAUGACAUUCGUCUGGCAGGAAAGGGAGAUGGUGGCUUAGAGGAAAUGGUGGAGGAACUGAACAGCGGGAAGGUGAUGUACGCUUUCUGUCGUGUCCAGGACCCCAACUCUGGUCUGCCCAAAUAUGUCCUCAUAAACUGGACAGGUGAAGGUGUGAAGGACUCCCGAAAAGGAAUGUGUGCCAACCACUUGAGCUCAAUGACCAACUUCCUAAAGGGAGCCCAUGUGACUAUAAACGCCCGGGGAGAGGAGGACGUGGAACCGGAGACCAUCUUGGACAAAGUGGCCAAAGCCUCUGGAGCCAACUAUAACUUCAACAAACAAACAGAGUAUAGAGACGCACCCAGAGGCCCGGUGGGUUCUGUGUAUCAGAAGGUCAACGCUGUGGAGGAGAUUCAACAAACCAACAAGGACAACUUCUGGUUCCAAGCCCAGAGGGACGAAAAGGUUCGUCAACAGGAGGAGAGCAAACGAGCGGAGCUGGAGAGACAGACGCUGGAGAGGGAGAGGAGGGAGCUGGAUGAGAAGCAGGCGAAGGACAGGGAGAGUAAAGCAAAGGAGAGAGCUCUGCAGAUCCAGCAGAACAGGAUUUAUCAGAAGCAGAGAGAAGAGGAAGAGGAAAGAGAGCGAGAGCAGCAGCGACUGAACCAGCAGGACAAAGAGAACAAGACGACAAACAUCAGCUCUGCUCCGUCUGUGCAGAAAGCUAAUGAGGCCAAGUCGCUGAUUUCUCAGAGAUCAUUUAACCCCAGAGACAUAUUCAUGCAGAAGGAGCAGAGCUUUGAGGCCGGUGACACACCCGCUGCAUCCAGACCUGGCAAGCUGCAGAGUCGAUUUCUAUCUCAGAAUUCGGUGGAGAGAGAGUCCCCAGUGCAGCCACAGUAUCCUCAAGCUUCAGCCAAGACCCCCCGGUCUCCUGUCACACCCAUCUCCCCUGUGCUGUCUCACUCAGCUGCUGUAGCUGUUGCCCACACUCCGCCUGUUCAGUCUGCAGGUGCUGCUUACACAGACGAGUGGUCAGACGAGUUUGAUGACGAUGAAGCUGCUGCAGCUCAGGAUCAUCAGCAUGAUGUGCCAGAAAGAGUCAGUAGGGAGGUGAACCUGUACGAAGACCUUUAUGUGCACAGCACCACAGCUGAAGACCAUGAAGCAGAUGACAGUGGACAGGACAUCUGUGCCAGAGCUCUGUACGACUACCAGGCUGCAGACGACACUGAGAUCACCUUUGACCCUGAUGACAUUAUAACCGGGAUAGACAUGGUGGAUGAAGGCUGGUGGAGAGGUUACGGACCUGACGGACACUACGGAAUGUUCCCCGCAAAUUAUGUGGAGCGUCUCUGAAAUUUCAUCACUCUGCUUUAUGUUAUUCACAAAGUUCUGGUAGAAACAUUUUAUUAAACUGAA
This is a messenger RNA of Monopterus albus (swamp eel), 2711 nucleotides long. RefSeq names its product drebrin-like protein A. The transcript has 15 exons. Bases 1197 to 2648 code for a protein of 483 amino acids. The record is from RefSeq and is a predicted model, not a curated record. NCBI's taxonomy places the organism in Eukaryota, Metazoa, Chordata, Actinopteri, Synbranchiformes, Synbranchidae. Gene Ontology annotation, biological process: postsynaptic actin cytoskeleton organization; positive regulation of dendritic spine morphogenesis; regulation of actin filament polymerization. Gene Ontology annotation, molecular function: actin filament binding. Gene Ontology annotation, cellular component: dendrite; postsynaptic membrane; actin filament.